Messenger RNA from Drosophila elegans, 486 nucleotides. RefSeq lists its product as uncharacterized. The transcript has 2 exons. Lineage: Eukaryota; Metazoa; Arthropoda; Insecta; Diptera; Drosophilidae. The coding region runs from base 56 to 292 and encodes 78 amino acids. The record is from RefSeq and is a predicted model, not a curated record.
UAGUUACCAUUGAACAAACUGUCAAUACAAAUAUAACAACAAUAUAUACGUAAAAAUGUCCCACUUACUCGCUCAAAAAAUUGAUUGCCAAUGCGGCGGGGAUAAUGGCCCAAUCGAUUCGGUUGUGAAGCCGAUUUCUCAGGAAUUGAGGUGUAUGCAAAAGUACAUCAGAAAGGUGAGGCACCAGCAGAUAGUCGAGCUUUUCCAAAGGGAGUCCGAGAUGUACAUGGACGAAUUGAGAUCUCGAAAUCUAUCUCUUUGGCACAAAGAUGGUUUUCUGAACUGCAAAUGAACUCUUGGAUUCCUUGAACAGUUUUCCUUUAAUACUGGAAAUUUUGCUUUAUACAAAAACGUUUUCAAUUUAAGUGUUUCCAAAAUAUUUCUUAUGCGUGCUAAAAAAGCAACAAAACUAAAAAUAUACCAAAAGUGGAUGACGAAGCUGUUAUAAAAAAACUGUUCAUGCAUAUUUAUUAGCUCUGUUUUAAA